AUGAUGGUGGGUCAUUUUAUCUUGAUUCCAAAGGUAUCCAAUUUGAACUAAAAGAUGUUAAAGUUCUUAAAGUAGAAGCGCUGUUUGGUUCCGGAGGGUUUAUUUUCAUUAAAGAAGCUUUAAAAUGCUCAUUAACUAACUUAUUUCUUUAAGAUUCUUAUGCAGGCCAAUUAGGUUAGCAAAUUUAUUCUUAGAAAUUUGGCUUGA
This is a messenger RNA of Stylonychia lemnae, 207 nucleotides long. The record is from the annotation of a GenBank genome assembly. Lineage: Eukaryota; Ciliophora; Spirotrichea; Sporadotrichida; Oxytrichidae.